Molecule: messenger RNA, 1758 nt
Organism: Cordyceps fumosorosea ARSEF 2679
Lineage: Eukaryota; Fungi; Ascomycota; Sordariomycetes; Hypocreales; Cordycipitaceae
Product: Glucose-methanol-choline oxidoreductase
Exons: 6
Coding region: 1-1758 (585 amino acids)
Molecular function (GO): oxidoreductase activity, acting on CH-OH group of donors; flavin adenine dinucleotide binding
Source: RefSeq, a predicted model, not a curated record
AUGGAGUCUAAAACACAGGAUACCAGAGAAUCUUACGAUUUCGUCGUAUGCGGAGGGGGCACCGCUGGCUGUGUCGUGGCUGCAGGCUUAGCAGAAGACCCAAACAUCACGGUUCUGGUUAUCGAAGCCGGUCCGCACAAUGAGCACCUUGAGAACGUCCACAUGGUCGGCGGCUGGGCGGACAAUUUUGACAAGGGAACUGAUUGGAAUAUCAUCACGCCGCCCGGAACUGGGAUCAAUAACCGCCAAGUGAAAUUGAGCAGGGGAAAGUUCCUCGGCGGCUGCUCCGGCUGCAAUGGCACGCUGUGCAUUCGCGGAUCCAAGCAAGACUACGAUGAUUGGCAGGUGCCGGGUUGGAGUGGCGAAGAGUUUUUCGAGUACAUGCGGAAAGCCGAGUCGUUUGUUAGCAAACCUUGGUUCAAGGCCUCAGAAGUGUCUCACGGAUACGGCGGCAAGCUGGGUGUAGAACCACAUGAUUUAGCCCCGAUCUCACAGCUGAUGCUGAAGUCCAUGGAGUCCAAAGGCCUUAAACUCGACGACGACAUGUUUUCACACGGAGAAAAUCCCCACGGCUGCGGACAUGCGCCGCGAACUGUGACCAACGGCCUUCGAACGACAGGGGCUGACUUCGUUACGAAUGUGAAUGCCAGGAAAAACAUCAUAAUCUUGACGAAUGCUCACGUCGAAAAGGUCAUUCUAGAGCGUGAUGCAGAUGGAGAGCUUAAGGCCACUGGUGUGAAGUUCAUUUCAGGAGAUGGGCAGGCAGUUGAGGUUGUCGCGAAAAAGGAAGUGAUCGUGAGUGGCGGUGCUUACUGCAGCCCGAAUAUCUUGAACCGGUCCGGAAUUGGCGCCAAGGAGGAGCUAGAAAAAGUCGGCGUUGCUACUCUCGUUGACCUGCCUGGAGUUGGAAAGAAUUUGACGGAUCAUCUUAUUGUUUUCAUCUUCUAUGAAGUCGAACCACCUGGAUUGACGACUGACCACCUUCUUUAUCAUUCAGGCGCCUUGGCUCAGUCAUACAAACUUUGGUUGACGGAGAAGAAGGGCGUCUUGUCCACAUUCCCAUUCGGUGCCUUUGCUUUUGCGCGUCUUGAUGAGCGCUUGAGUGACUCUGAGCUGUGGAAUAAGGCGCCGCGUGACGCGGGUCGGGACCCGAUGGGACUGACACCAAGACAACCCAACGUCGAGUUUUUCACGACUGAAUGCUAUGGCGGCCCCAAGCAAUAUUCUGACUUCCCGACCAAUGGAAAGUCGGCCUUUAGCAUCAUAGCAGAGCUUUUCGCACCCAGGUCACGAGGAACAGUGACUCUGAAAGAUGCAAACCCACUCUCGGCUCCCGUGGUCGACUGUCAGUACUUGACCGACCCUUUGGAUGUGGAAGUUCUCGCAGAAGCAUGUCGUUUCGGAAAUGAAAUCGUCAUGCAGGGCUCGGGAACCAAAGACGUUGUCAAGGGUUCCUGGCCACCGGAGGCUAGGCACCACACAUUCUCUUCCCGUGAGGAUUGGGUGCCGUUUGUCAAGAACAACGCGACAACAUGCUAUCAUGCUUCUGGUACAUGCCGCAUGGGUGACUUGUCGGACGAGCGCACUGUUGUCGACCAAAACCUGUGCGUGAAGGGAGUUAAGUCCCUGCGCGUUGUUGAUGUUAGCAUCAUGCCGAUUCUUCACGGUGGCCAUACGCAGAUGCCUGCAUUCGGUAUCGGGGAGAAGGCUGCUGAUCUUAUCAGGAAGACCUGGAAACUGAGCUCAGAGGCAAAAUAG